AUGCAACAUGAUCAAGGCCGUAACAGGCGACCUCGAGGGACCGGAAGUAUCCACCGCGAGAGCGUUUACGACAAUGAGAUCAGAAUCGAGAAUAGACCAGCAGGCUCAGGUCGCAACUCCCGAAGGAAUCUGCGGCAACCAGCCCAGCCUGAAUCUCAUGCUGAAGGACAGCCAACUGCCGCAGAAGAGCGUCGACGGCGUCAACAGGAGCAGCGACGAGCUGAACUAGCCGCCGAACAAGAGCGAGCUGCAGCAGAAGAGCUUCGAAGGCGCCAACAUGAACGCCAACGAGCUGGAUCGGAGAGGAGCGUACGGGUUGAAGCCCAACAGGAACGGGAGAUCGACCAUGCCGUCAAGGAACUGAACCGCAAGCCAACAAGUCUCAAGGAGGUCAGGGAGACCCGAAAGCAACCUACCAAGAGCGAUGUGAAAGCCCUGGUUCGAGAAUGGAAUAAACCGCAACCAGCGAAAAGCAAAGAGCCUGUUCUGGAGAGACGCAAGACGAAGCUUGGGACUCGUACGGAGACAGUCGUCUCAUCCGAAAAGCCCCGUCGCAGCGCGAGCCCGGCUGCCAAAAAGGAGAUCGAGAUUCUGGUAAAUCCGAAGGAUAAAAAGACUGGCAAGCCGGCCAAGGUCCCGGGGCACUUUGGUAGUGAUCCGGUGAUGGUCGGGAUAGAUCCCAGGGGCAGGCGAUUCGUGAUGAAAAUCAAAGCUCGGACGCUGGAUUCCCAAUCGAGCCUCGAAUCUGACGAGUGA
Messenger RNA from Cyphellophora attinorum, 756 nucleotides. RefSeq lists its product as uncharacterized. The record is from RefSeq and is a predicted model, not a curated record. Lineage: Eukaryota; Fungi; Ascomycota; Eurotiomycetes; Chaetothyriales; Cyphellophoraceae. The transcript has a single exon. The coding region runs from base 1 to 756 and encodes 251 amino acids.